AUGGAUGUUGGAAGAGAAUUCUCCUCUUGGGAAAGUUUUAUUCAUACUCUGGAGCAAUACUCCAAAGAACAGAAGGUGGCAUAUGUCGUUGGAACAUGCAAGUCGGUGGAGACAGCAAACAAACACGAGGCUCUUAAAAACAAGUUUCCUGUCAGAUUCAAGUAUUGCUUUGCACGGAUGCUGUGCAAGCAUGAAAGCAACUAUAGUGUUCACAGCAACAGGCUUAGAUCUCAUCAUAGAACAUGUAAGACUGGGUGCACCUCAUCUGUAUUGAUAUCAGUCAACAAGAAAAGAACAGCUUUGGUCAUCAAGGAGGCAAAUCUGCAGCAUACUCAUGAAAUCUCUGAGAAAUCCUUCAGCAGAUAUACCCAGAAUCUUAGACUGCAAGGAGAAGAGCGUCGUAUGGCAAGUGUUCUUUUGAGGUCAGGAGUACCCCUAAGCCAAGUGCAGGAAUUUAUCUCCAGUGCUUGCAGUAAAGACAGGGAUGUUCAGAAUCUCAAAGGCAGUAUAAAGGGCACUUUAUCAGAGAAGGAAGGUCAUGAAUAUGCUUUCUUGAGUGACCUCGAUCAGUUAAUGGCUGAAGAUCCGGAAUCUGUUGUAGAGAUGAUCAACUUUUCUCUUGUCCCUAGAGCCAUAUAUAUCCAGACAUCUGAAAUGACAAGGAGAAUGAAUUCAUUAUCAGAUGGGCGACUCCAGAUCGUCACCCAUGAUAUUAAUGAUGGUAAAAUCUCUGUAAUCAGCAUCAUUGCACUUGAUAGCAAUCUCACUCCACAUAUUCUUGCAUUGUGCAUUACCAUCUGUGAUACUGAAUCAGUUUUCCAAUACUUUCUGGAAGCAUUUGUCAGAGAAAAUUCUGAGUUUUGUGACUCUUUGACUGGAGUUGUGCUAGACUGUUCCAAAGACAAUGCAGACUUUCUCCAACAGUUAAUUCCACAAGUCUCAGUGGCUUGGAGCAGAUCAUAUGUAUUAAACAAAUUGACAGAAGUUAAAAAUGGUACCAAGGAUGUUCAAAAGAUUAUUCAACUUCGUAAAGAGCUAAUGAAUUCUAAUUCUGAGGAAGCAUAUGAGAAAAAACUUAAGGAUCUUUUUGAUUCAUGUUCCGCCUUCAGAGAGUUGUGGACACAGUACGAAAUCUCAUCGCAUGCCGAAUUACAGCAUCAAGAGGCAUCAGUAGAGGUGGACUUUGUUAACUUUUUGAAAACAUAUGUCAAACCAUCUAUGAGUCUGUCCGAAGUCAUUAAGGCUUUACUAAAAUUAUGUCAAAAUAAAGAGCCCGAGACAGCAGACAGAGAUAAAUCUUUUGUAAGUAAUGAUCCUAGUUGUGAACAUUAUCAACAACUUUGCUUUCCUGAGGCAGCACAGGCUGUGAUCUGUCAGCUUUCGAUUGCUCUCAGCAGCUGCUAUGAAAUCAAAACUCAGACAGAUAUGAUAUUUGUGAAGAAGCUAGACACAGGUGAUGAGUUUAUGCUGGAUACUUUAGGCAGCAAGUGCACUUGUCAGUACUUUUUAGAUACAGACCUGCCAUGCCAGCAUAUCUUUGCAUGGCUUCAUUCUACAGGUAAAUCUUUGUACAGUGAGUUGCUGAUACCUGCCAAAUGUCAAGUGUUUGGUAGAGCCAUCACACUUGAUGCUCUUGCUGAGUCAUUGGCUCAGGGCUAUGUUCCAUCCUCUCGACUGCAUGAUGAAAGGCUGAAAGAACUGCAGAUAGUUUUGAAAGACACACUGUCUUCCUGUUGCUCACAUUCUUAUGAACAAAUGGGCAAAGAUUUGAUUUUAUUAAAGCAGGUUUAUAAUAUUAUGAAAAACAACUGUGCACAUAAUGCCACAUUGUUGAUAAAUGCGGAGAAGAAAGAGUCUCUGCAUGAAGCUCCAACAGAGACUACUGCUUCUGCAACACCAGCUCCUAAAAAACGAGGUCGUCCAAGUAAAAAACCUAAACUGCAGCAAGAAAUGAACUUACAACCACCAGAUAAAAGAAGUUCUGUUUCAAUAGAAAAGACACAAAUCACACCCCCAGUUAUGAGACAUAACUUGCGCACAAAUAUCAAGCAUAAGUUCGUCACAAGAGAGCUUCGAACUACAAAUGAACAGAUUUCUGACACACCAAAUAGUGCUAUACAACAAAAGACUGUGUCGGGAGCAGGCAAGGCUGUUCCUGCAAAUAAAAUGGAGCUUUCACAUAGUACUUCAAAGUAUACUAACUCUGUCUCAUCUCCAGAAGUUUCAGAAGAUGAGGUUUUGACUGAUAACACCAUGAAUACCUUAUCUGUUAAAAAUAAAAUCAAACAGAUAUCAAAGGAAUAUAUUGACGUCAUCAAAGAGCACCUUCGCAAAUUCUGCAGAGAAUAUCAUGAACAUGCCUAUCAAGUCGCCGCCUGCAUCAUCUGCCAAGCAUUUCUGACCCAUGUCCCCAUCGCUGACAUGCUGCAGGCAGUCAGAGCUUGGCCCAGCCAUUUGCCAGAGCUGCCAACAUCAAGGACUCUUGAAGCUGAGGUGUCUCUUGCAGUGGGACAGACUUUAACCAUCUGUGGACAUAAACUGAAUCAACUGGACAUGGACACCUUGAAACCUGACAGGGAAAUCAGUCCAAAG
Messenger RNA from Candidula unifasciata, 2592 nucleotides. NCBI's taxonomy places the organism in Eukaryota, Metazoa, Mollusca, Gastropoda, Stylommatophora, Geomitridae. The record is from the annotation of a GenBank genome assembly.